Syngnathoides biaculeatus (alligator pipefish) is the source of this 5897-nucleotide messenger RNA. It is a transcript of the gene ints6l, whose product is annotated as integrator complex subunit 6 like. NCBI's taxonomy places the organism in Eukaryota, Metazoa, Chordata, Actinopteri, Syngnathiformes, Syngnathidae. The transcript has 18 exons. The record is from RefSeq and is a predicted model, not a curated record. Gene Ontology annotation, biological process: snRNA 3'-end processing. Gene Ontology annotation, cellular component: integrator complex. Bases 364 to 3045 code for a protein of 893 amino acids.
CCACGCGACACGACCACGUCGGCGAGCGCGUUGCUCCUCCUUUUAUAGAGUUGACAAACCCGGGGGCGUGCACCCAGCACGCCCUCCGAGCCAAUGACGUUGCGGCGUUGGCAGGGGGCGUUCCCUUCGCUCGGGAGCAGAAGUUGAAGAGCGCGAGCCGAGCCAGAACACUGGCAAGGCGGACAGAGGGAGGGCGCAGGCAACGGCCCUCUUCUGGAGGGAGGAGGCGGGGGGGGGCUUAUUAUAACAACUAUAUACGCACAUGUGUGACCUGCUUGGCCGUACUAUAGGUCACAUGUGGGUAACAGUUAAUUUAAAAAAAAAAAAAAAACAACAACAUACAACGGCGGCUUUCCAUUUAAAAUGCCUAUUUUAGUUUUCUUGUUAGACACGUCCGCCUCUAUGAAUCAGCGCACUUAUUUGGGUACGACGUAUCUGGACAUUGCUAAAGGCGCGGUUGAGGUCUUUAUGAAGCUGCGUGCCCGAGACCCGGCUAGUAGAGGCGACAGGUACAUGCUAGUUACAUUCGAUGAUCCACCAUACGGAGUGAAGGCAGGGUGGAAGGAGAACCAUGCCACCUUCAUGUGCGAGCUGAAGAACCUGCAAGCGUCCGGGCUGACGACAUUAGGCCACGCUCUCCGCACAGCCUUUGACCUUCUUAACCUCAACCGCCUCGUCUCAGGCAUUGACAAUUAUGGACAGGGCCGUAACCCUUUCUUCCUCGAGCCAUCUGUUAUCAUCACUAUCACUGAUGGCAACAAACUCACACAUAGCUCCGGGGUCCCAGAUGAGCUGCACCUGCCGCUGAACUCACCUCUGGCAGGCAGCGAGUUGACCAAAGAGCCCUUCCGCUGGGAUCAGAGGUUAUUCGCGCUGGUGCUUCGGCUUCCUGGAGCAGCUACCGCAGACAAUGAGCAGCUUGGCAGCGUCCCCACCGAUGAGUCCGCCAUCACCCAAAUGUGUGAAGUCACAGGAGGCCGAUCCUACUGUGUCCGAACACAAAGAAUGCUGAACCAGUGUCUGGAGUCUCUCGUCCAAAAAGUCCAAAGUGGCGUUGUUAUUAAUUUUGAGAAAAGUGGGCCAGAUCCACCUCUUAUAGGGGAAGACAACUCUGUGGAGUCAAGCCGCUCCGUGUCAUCCUUCAAUCAACAGCUGUGGCACAGUUGCCACAAACUCAUCUAUGUGCGCCCCAACCCGAAAACAGGGGUGCCAGUUGGACAUUGGCCCAUACCAGAGUCUUUCUGGCCGGACCAGAACUCUCCGACACUACCCCCUCGCACUGCCCAUCCUGUGGUGCGUUUCUCCUGCGUAGACUGCGAGCCAAUGGUGAUAGACAAGCUUCCAUUUGACAAAUACGAACUGGAGCCCUCGCCUCUCACCCAAUACAUUUUGGAAAGGAAGUCUCCGCACAUGUGCUGGCAGGUGUUUGUUAGCAGCAGCGGGAAGCAAAGCGAUCUGGGCCAGCCUUUUGGUUACCUUAAAGCCAGUACCACGCUCACUUGUGUCAACCUCUUUGUCAUGCCUUAUAACUACCCAGUGCUCCUUCCACUCCUUGAUGACUUGUUCAAAGUGCACAAACUAAAACCGAACCUCAAGUGGCGACAAGGCUUGGAGAUGUACCUUAAAACGAUGCCUCCGUACUAUCUUUUGCCUCUAAAAAAGGCCUUGAGGAUGAUGGGGGCACCAAAUUUAAUUGGCGACAACAUGGACUGUGGUCUGAGUUACAGCGUCAUCUCUUAUCUGAAGAAGCUCAGCCAGCAGGCUAAAAUAGAGUCUGAGCGCUUAAUUGUGUCUGUGGGCAAGAAGGCGCCCCAGGAAACGGGCAUGAGGGUGAAGAACCACUCCAGCUCAUUGUCUCUGGCCCAGCGGCGUGAUUUUAAGCAACUACUCCACGGAAUCACAGGGGAGGGUCCGCUUCGCAUGGUGGAUAGCAACUUCAAGGAGUUUUCCGGCUUUCAGAUCGCCCUGCUCAACAAGGAUGUGAAGCCUCAAGCUUAUAGAAAUGCCUACGACAUCCCAAGAUGGAAUCUUCUGGAUCAGCUCACCCGAAUGCGCUCUAACUUACUGCGGACUUCACAAAAACUCGUCAGAGGGCAGGAUGAAGAUUACCUGCACAGUAUCCCAGUGGCUCAGAUGGGAAACUACCAGGAGUACCUGAAGAUGAUGCCGUCUCCUCUGAGAGAAAUCGACCCCGAUCAGCCGAAACGAUUACACACCUUUGGGAAUCCUUUCAAGCAGGAUAAGAAGGGCAUGAUGAUCGAUGAGGCCGACGAGUUUGUCUUGGGCCCUCAAAACAAAAAAAGGGCAAAUUCCAACGACUCAAAUGCGGGUGCCACUCUGAAAAGAAGGCGGAGCAUGUCGCCGUUACUCCGGCGGCCCCAGACACCGCCGGUCGGCACUAACCACGUUCUGAUCGGAAAGAGUCCACCCGGGGCUCAAGGGCAACAGAAUCUCCUGAAAGUCGUCCCGCAGCACAAAGGGCUGGUGGUCACUGAGAGCAACGGUGACGGCGUUCUUGGUCCUGAGUCGGGGGAAAAUUGGCCCGGUGAGGCGGACCCUGUGGUGGGUUCCCAAGCUCCUCUCAGCUUGCAGGGAAAAGCCACGCCAGAAGCUGUGGAUAGGAGGGAGGAGACCAUCAUGGCUGAGGAGAAGCCAGCGGUUAGAGAUGGUCUGGAGGAGCAUUCGCCAGAGGACCGAUACAACUGUGAGCGACUGAGUCCGCAGAGCCAGUUGGAGAGCUCGGAUACUGAGCCCGCAGUGCUGGAGACCAUCUUCAUACCGCCACUAGAUGGCAGCCAAGCAGAACUGCGGACGCGGGUCAUCAAGGAGGUCCGCAAACCUGGUCGAAACUUUGUGGCGAUAUUAGAACUACUGCAGCAGGUAAAAGGACCGGUCAACGUCCAGCGCUACUUUAUCCAACAUGCCAUUAAAGAGGCCUACCGGUUCAAGAAGCGGAUGUUGAUCCAGCAGUUGGAGUUUACGCUUGCCGAGCUGGACGAAAAGCACGGGACAGCGUCGCAACUUCCCAGUGAUCCCGUCAGUUAAGGAACAUCGGUUGAGCUGUGUGUCGUGACGUAUAAUACGACGAGAGCGGCCAAAAAUAAGACAAGCCACGGACAAAGACGCUUCUGUGCGAGGGGUCCACACGCGCUUACGUCACAUCCCGUCACGGGCUGAGGGGGAGGCUUAUCUGCACGAUACAUUCGUUGGGGAUAAAUAGGUACUUUAUGAAUAUAAUCCUUCGCAUACUGACCGAUGAUGUCCGCAAUCAUUCAGUAGACAAACACUCCACCAUGCGGACAUUAAGCCAUAAAAAAUCCUGAAAUGGCAGCACAGAUGUUUUCUUCAGCUGGUCUGAAACGUGUUCCCGAGGCUUAAACCACUGUUUGAAAAACGACGACAUGUGCGACCUCCCAUUUGUACGCCCACAACUGUUCUCUUUUCACCGCCGUUACUGAGACGUUUGUAUCAUCCGUCAUCCAAUGAUGUGAAAGCAAUAUACACCGGAGGUACCCUUGAGGUUGGCAUUAUUGCGCCCUUAAAUUUGAAUACCGUUUAUUGCACAAUUAGAAUGUUUUAUAAAAUGAAAGACCUCUCAGCAUCCAAAUAUGUAUUGUGUGACCUUUGGGCACAAAGACUCCUGUUUAAUAUCUUGGUGCACCUUCAUGUGUUGUUUGGACUACUUUAGGGACACCUUGUGGUACAGAUGACUUGAGCUCACGCUGGAGGUUUUAAUGAGUUUUUCGUCGGCCAGGUUUUUAAACAGUCAUUCUUAGUCGUGGCUUUUCAAAUGCACUUACUAAACAGCCCGUGGUAAUCUGAUAUCUUUCAGUGCCAGAGAAACCCAAAAGACCUCACAAAAGAAUCCACCGUCAUAAACGAAGGGUGCAGUUGUUUUUACCCGCUCGUUUCGUGUUCGAGUUGCCGAGAAACAAAAUCAGAACUCAAAGGCAUUUAGUUUGGACUUACCAAUUGUUUUGCUAAUGUAAUAUUGCACCAACGAAAUCAGGUAGUAGCAUUUUUUUUUUUCACGUGGAAAUUUUAUGAGCAAAUACUUUUUUGAAGACUUUUUAGGCUGUGAAACGCAUCAGUUUCAGACAAAGGAUAAAAUCUGCAAACUACAUUUUAUAUUUAUUUUCAUUUUACAUUCUGAGAACAUGUUGACUGUGAGGAACUUCCGUUUAUGUGACAAGAUUACCGUAAUUCCCGGCCUACAGAGCGCACCUGGUUAUAAGCCUCACCGAGUACGUUUUUAAAGGAAAUACCAUUUGGUACAUACUUAUGCCGUAGCUGUGUAAAAGCUGCAAGUGAAAACAUUGAAACCCACAUUGAAACACGAGAUAUUUACAAAGAAAGACUCUACACAGAAAGAGUUUAACGCUAGCGCUAACGCCGCGCUAGCGAUUACAGGGCCGGUUAAAAUAAAACUUACCAGUAAACAUCACUGAGACACAUCAUUAACACAGCAGCAACACGCUAGCAAAGCGCUAACGCUAGUGCAGCGCGAACACGGCCGAUAAAAGUGAUUUCCCCGGCACGUAUAUUCCACCGGUCUCAUUCUUACCCUUUCCGCUCGAGUGCCCCCUUGUGGGCGUUAGGAAAAAAUGCACAAAUCAGCCGCAUCACAGCAUAAAUCGCAGGGUUGAAAGCGUGUGAAAAAAGUCGUGGCUUGUAGGCCAGAAAUUGCGGUACUUCUUGGAGCCACAAUCAAAUUAUAUGUGCAUGUUAACGCUAGUGCCAAUGCUAGCGCUAACAGGGCCGGUUAAAAUAAAACUUACCGGUAAAUACCACUGAGAGUUGCCAGUAACACAGUAGCAACACGCUAGCACAGCGCUAACAGGACCGGUAAAAGUCACUUCCUCGAGGCUCGAGUGCCCCCUUGUGGGCGUUAAAAAAAUGCACAAAUUAGCCAUAUCACCGCAUAAACCGCAGGGUUGAAAGUGAGUGGAAAAAAGUUGCGGCUUGUAGGCCGGAAACUUCGGUAGUUAAUUUGCAAUUAUUUUUAUUAGGUGUUUUUUUUUCACAUUUAGAUGCUCAAACGUUCAGCAAGCGUCAACCAUCUGGGCGUGACAAAAGUCAUCUUGAGCUGAUUAAAAAGUCUCCACGGGUUUUUUUUUUUUUUUUUUUUCCCUAAAUUGGGAUUAGUACUAACGUGCUUCUAAAACUACAUGCAACAAUGUUUUUGGUGACACAAGUGCUCUAGAGUGGCAAUGAAAAAUUGUUUGAGGAUGUACUGCAUCUUGACAAAAUGCAGAGAGGUCAGGCAACAAAACGUUUUCCUUCUUGUGUGCAAUCUGUCCAUGUCCGUUGCAAAACACGGGCGAUUUCCAACGUCACUCUAAGGGAGAUUAAGCAGAUUGGAAGUCGUUUCCAGGAAACGGACCAUCACCAUAACCACUGACCUGAAAAAUCACAUCUCUCGUUUUAAGUCCCUAAAAGUAGGCCAAGCUACGAGCGCACGCUUCUUGCCACAUCAGCGGGGACUCCGUUGACUUGGCAGUGUGACAUUUUCAUUUGAAGGAAUUUGUGCGUCGUUCAGUUCCCGCUCAGUGAUGGGGUGAAUCAGCACCCUUGUGAGGAUGAGCGGCUAACAAAAUAGAAGGAUGGAUGGAUGGAUGGAAUUUGUGCAUCUGUGUGGCCUCCACCGGCAGUUAAAUCUGCUGCGAUGAUGAUGAUGUAAUGACCCCCCCGUCUUUCCCUCCUUUGUUUUCACGACCAAUGUACACUACUGUUCCAUGUUCAUAAGACUGAUUAUUUUUGUGAAUUUGUUCAUUUCAGAGGAAGACAAAUAUUUUGAAAGCCAAUUUUGUAAACUUAGAGUUUUAUUGAAUUUUUGUACAAAACAAAUAAAACCACCUUUAAAAUGGCCCCUGCUGUUUCAAAAGUGUCUACCUAGC